Messenger RNA from Olea europaea var. sylvestris, 3130 nucleotides. Its product is annotated as leucine-rich repeat extensin-like protein 4. Gene Ontology annotation, molecular function: protein binding. The transcript has a single exon. The coding region runs from base 472 to 2031 and encodes 519 amino acids. NCBI's taxonomy places the organism in Eukaryota, Viridiplantae, Streptophyta, Magnoliopsida, Lamiales, Oleaceae. The record is from RefSeq and is a predicted model, not a curated record.
UAUUUGUUAAUUCAGAAAUAUACACAGUACAUUGAUGACGUGGUCUCAAAUUUCAGAUGUUCUUUGUCCUGGUAAAGUGUUCCAAGAUCCAACUGAUUCAGGCCCCUUCUCAACAAGAAAUGCUAAAAAUGCUCAUCUAAGUGCAUGUUAGCUAAGUUCAAAAGCUUAAUAAGUUUACAUGUCAAAAUAAGUAACAGCAUAUAGUUUUAAGAAGAAAAGAAUAAGCUAUAAGCAAGUUUGAUGUACUUUUAAGCUUUGAAAACAUGCUCUAAACAACAAUCAAGAACCCUGCAGCUUGCCUGCCAUAUUUCAGCUUCAUUCACCACGAAAUUUGAUCAAUCAAUCCCCUUGCAAUUUUUGUUUCUCCAGCAAAUUAUUUCUUUCCAGAUUAACUCAUAAAUCUCCUCAAUCCAAGAAAAGAAUUCAUUCACUGAAAUUUGCUAGCAGAAAAUUGAUGCUGAAGAGUUUGUAAUGAUGAGAAAGAUUUACCAUUGGCAUCAUUUUUCUGGGACAAACACGUAUUACUUGUUCACCAUCUUUUUUGUUCUCUUCAGCAUCUCCACUCCCCAUCAGCUAUCGGCUUCGACUGGCAGUCACUCUGCUGGCAUUGACGAUACUCCCGUUUAUCAAAGACGACGAGUUUUGUCAUACAAUGGAGACUCUCUAGCAAUCAACCCGUCCCUCAAAUUUGAGAAUCCAAGAUUGGAGAAUGCUUACAUUGCAUUACAAUCUUGGAAAGAAGCCAUAAUCUCUGAUCCAAAAAACAUAACAGGCAACUGGAUCGGACAUAAAGUGUGUAACUAUACUGGUGUGUUUUGUUGGCCUGCACCAGAUGAUCCCUCUCAACUUACGGUUGCUGGUAUAGAUAUCAACCAUGCUGACAUUGCUGGGAACCUCCCACAUGAAUUGGGGCUGCUCUAUGACAUUACCCUGUUUCACAUAAACUCUAACAGAUUCUGUGGUGUGAUUCCGCAGAGUUUCUUGAAUCUGAGGCUCCUGUAUGAGGUUGAUCUUAGCAACAAUCAUUUUGCAGGCAAGUUUCCUGAAAUUCUAUUACAAUUGCCAAGUUUAAAGUAUCUGGACAUUCGAUUCAAUGAAUAUGAAGGUGAAAUUCCCAGGGAACUAUUUGAAAGAGAAUUUGAUGCAAUUUUCAUCAAUAACAAUAGAUUUUCUUCUGAAUUGCCUGACAAUAUUGGCAAGUCAACAGUGUCUGUGAUUGUUCUGGCUAACAAUGAAUUUCAAGGAUGCCUGCCAGCGAGUUUAGGGAAUAUGGCAGGAAGAUUAAAUGAAUUGGUUCUCACAAAUAAUGGGCUCAGUUCAUGUUUUCCUAGUGAAAUUGGAAAGCUAAAGAAUUUGACUGUGUUGGAUCUUAGCCAUAACCAAAUUAUGGGUUCAUUACCUGAAAGUAUGAAGGAUAUGGUAAACUUGGAGCAGCUGAAUUUGGCUCAUAAUAUGUUGUCUGGGAAGAUAUCCAAUGCGAUAUGUUCACUUCCAAAGUUAAAGAAUUUCGGGUACGAGUACAAUUUUUUCUCAGAUGAAGUACCAGAUUGUUUGAAGCUGCCUGAAUUUAAUGACAGAAGGAAUUGUUUUAGAGGGAGACCAGAGCAGAGAUCCAUGUUGCAGUGUCAGAGGUUCUUGUCUAGGAGGAUUAAUUGUGGCAGUUUUGAAUGUGCUACCUUUCCUCCACCACCACCGAUUUAUUCCCCUCCUUCCCCCUCACCACCAUCAGCAGCUUCACCUCCACCUCCUCCGCAGAUACCUUCCCCACCACCUCCUUCCUCAGCCCCACCAUCUUUGGCACCCCCACCACUACUCUCUUCUCCACCUCCACCCCUGAUUUCACCGGCUCCACCUUCACCAACUCCACACAAUAACAGUUCACCACCUCCUCCACCAACACCUCCACUGCCACCGCCUAUCUUCUCUCCACCUCCCCCAUCCCCAACACCGCCAUGUCCAUGCAUGCAACCUCCAGCACCAUCAUUGCCCUCAUCGUGCAUGGGACAAAUGCAGACACCACCAAUCCAAUAGUUUCCAUUCCUCCAUCUCUUUAGUGCACAUCAAACAAAUAAAAAGACGAGAUCUCUUUUGAAGAAUUGAAAUUAUUGGCCUCGGUUUGAUGUCGUUCAAGGGCUUACCAAGAAUCUAACUCUUCAAACAAAACAAAAAAGGAAAUCUACUGGCAUCAAUCUUGCAGUCAGUGAUGUGAUUUCAACAGGGGAAUUCACUGCUGCAGGUGCAUGGAUGGAAAGGUUAUAAACCAAUAUAACAUAAGCAAUGAUGUUUAAUGUUGAGUGCAAAAGGGGUCAGAUUUCACAGUUACAAUAUCUUUCAAAUCAUUCAAAGCAGUUCUCUUUCUUGAUUAGUGCAAUUAUAUCUUUCAAAUAAUUUGCAUUACUUUUCCUGAUUGGUGGUGGGAUGUCACCAUAGUACAUUAAGAGUGAUUCAUGUCACUUAAAUAUGCAAAUAACAAUCAGCUUGGCUAUUUCGUCUGAUCCAAGUAUCCGAGUCCAAAAAACUCAAUGUGUGGAAUAGAAAAUAUAUCAAACACUUGAACUGCAAUUGUAUAUUUCUGCUAAAUCAAACAAGCCUAGUAGAAAAAGGGAAAAUUAUAAACAUCUCUGCAGGGAAACUAAAACCCAAUAUUCCAUCACAAUCAAAUGUUUUUUGGUUCAAGCGUAUAUACAUAUCAAAUAAAGUCAGCCGAUUGAAAUAAAAUAGUGAGAACAUUCUAUAUCAAUAUGAAAUACCUGUUAGAAGAUUAGUGUGGACCUGUGUAUGAAUUAGCAUUGAAAUUUGAAACAUUUGUCUUCAUAAUAUUUUGCUGCGUCAAGUGACGGAUGGGAAUUUUUGUAAGAAGCCUAUUCUGAUGGACGUUAGGGAAAUAUGGCCCUGUUUAUUUAAUGCAAAAACGUAUUCUAUUUGCUAAAAAUUCAAUCGUAACCUUUUAAUGAUAAACGCUUCUCCCUCACCUUUCCACCCUUUGGACUUUACCAACAUUGAUCCACGCUCGAGCAUGAUUUCCGGCACUUUAAAUACAAAAUAUUCUUUAUUUUUAAGUGUUAAUGUUUAAAAGUAACGUCUAAGGGACUCAAUUUUAACUUUUUAAGAUAAAUCAGAGGCCUUUUUC